UAUUUUUUUUUUUUUUCCAACAACUGGUCUAGAGGGCUGCUGAUAGGUAAGAGCACGAGACUUUUUAAUGCUAGAAAAGACACAUAAUGAAUACAGCAAGAUAAUAUAACUUUGCCUAGGAAUAUAAUUUUGGCUAGGAAUGUUCUAUUUACUACUUCACAAGAGACUUGUUGGGAGUGCAGUACUGAUAAGGACUAAAGUGGAGGACAUCUUAACAAAAUUCAAGAGUCAGCCUUUUCCAGGAGGAUUAUAAACAACUUGCCCAACAUGACAUUUUGGGAAGUUCUAUCGAGUAUGCGCCUAAGAAAUAUGAGGGAAGUCCUGUUCUUGAGUAUUCCAACAUGUUUUUUUAUUGCAGUGUGGUUUACAGGUGAAGUUUCUAUCACCAUCACCGUUGAUCCUUCAGUUGCCCUUGUUGGUGAACAAGUAACUCUGUUUUGCCAGAUGACUCCCAGAAUCCCCUCCAACGCAAGCGUGCUUUGGUACAAAGAGGAAAAGGGAAGAGAUGCUCCACUCUACUCUUCCUCCAGCCUCGAUGGGGAGGUGGAGCAGUGCCAGGAUGAAGAACAGUGCAGGAUUAAAGGGCGCUGGGAGAGAAGAAGAUUUCUCCUGACUAUCCAAAAAGUGCAAAUAGCUGACAGGGGGGUCUACAUUUGUGUUGUGAGUGGCAAUGCUGUCUCCCAGGAGGCUGUCACUUACCUUGAUAUUAUAGCAAUAGGGAACAAACCAGCUUUGGUAAAGGAUCAGCAAAAGGAGAACUUGUGUCACUACACAUGUAUUUCAAAAGGAUGGUACCCAAAGCCUCAAGUCAUUUGGACAACCUAUGGAGGAGGCAAAAAAAAUGUGGAGAUCAAGACCAAUAUCACCUGGAGUGAGACAGACCUUUUUGUAGUACAAAGCAUCAUGGCAGUUCCUUGUGAUGAUGUAGAUGUGAAAUGUGUCAUUACGCUCACCAAAGAAAAGAUAAACCAAACUGGUUCUUUGUAUGAAAUAAUUAUGCAAAAGCCAAGCACUGUACGUACUUGUAUGUACAAAAGCCAAAUGAGAGGUGCCUGUGUAAAUCCCAAGGCUAUUUCAGAUAUUCCCCAAGGAGAACAUCUAUCUUCGUUGACCAAGACAAGCAUUCUAGAGGAGAAGUACAAUAUUUUUGCAAUAGAAAGCUCUGAUGAGAUACGUUGUGGACAUCCACCAGCUGACUUGUCAAAUAAUAGGGAAUCCUAUCUACACAUUGUUCAACAGUCAGAAAACCACGACUGGCUCUGGAUUCUUUAUCUCUUUUGCUUCAUUAUUGCAAUAGGUAAGCUAUUCUACCACGCCAGAGCCCCCAGUUUACAAUUCAUAGCAGAGAACUUUUGA
This is a messenger RNA of Meleagris gallopavo (turkey), 1356 nucleotides long. Lineage: Eukaryota; Metazoa; Chordata; Aves; Galliformes; Phasianidae. The record is from RefSeq and is a predicted model, not a curated record.